AUGUUUCUCAUGGUUCAUCAACAGACAGUCGAGAAAGAAGACAAUCGAGAGAUACAGCGUAAGUGUUCUGUUCUUUUACCGAUUUGGGAGGGGAAUGAGAUAAUCGAGCAGAAGAAAACCAUUGAAAAGGGUUUUAUUGGAGUAGUGGGGAUAGUUGCAGGUUUUCAUUUUAUAAACCAAGGUUACCGGAGGUUGCCGGAGGUAGAUGGUGGAGGGGAAGGUGGAGGGGAAGGGGAAAAUGCUGUCAACACCACUGGAGUUACCACCGUCGGAGAUUUUGAACACCAUCGACUUCGUCUUGAUCCUCCGACGGCGCUGACGAAUCUGUCUUGCUCCUUCUCCGACAACCAUUGGAAUAAUAGAGCAGUCACCGAACCACCAUUUGGAACGCCACCUGAAACCACCUCAGAUCUCUAA
Messenger RNA from Lactuca virosa, 417 nucleotides. NCBI's taxonomy places the organism in Eukaryota, Viridiplantae, Streptophyta, Magnoliopsida, Asterales, Asteraceae. The record is from the annotation of a GenBank genome assembly.